CGGCAAGCGGUGGGCACCACACAUUGCCGGACGGACGACCUCCAGUUCGUAGAUGGAUCACCGCGGGCCGCUGUUGCCCGAUGGCCGCCGGCUGGCGGCCGCGCUCCUCCUCCUCCUGGCGGCCUGCCUCUCGUCUGCCCGGGCCGUCACCAGCGAGGAGGCCUCCUACAUCGCACAACGCCAGCUGCUCGCCAUGAGCGAGGCCGGGGUGGGCGAGGACGGCGACCUCCCCGCGGACCUGGAGUCGAGGCCUUGCCUGGAGUUCGACGGCAAGGCCGCCACCGCCAACCUGACCUUCCCGAACGACCGCCUCCGCCGCGCCUACAUCGGCCUCCAGGCCUGGCGCAAGGCCUUCUACUCCGACCCCAAGAACUUCACCAGCGACUGGGUGGGCGCCGACGUGUGCUCCUACAACGGCGUGGUCUGCGCGCAGGCGCAGGACGACGCCAAGGCCACCGUGGUCGCCGGGAUCGACCUCAACGGCGCCGACAUCGCCGGCUACCUCCCGCCGGAGCUCGGCCUGCUCACCGACCUCGCCUUCUUCCACAUCAACACCAACCGCUUCUGCGGCAUCAUCCCCAAGAGCAUGUCGCGCCUCACCAUCCUCUGGGAGUUCGACGUCAGCAACAACCGCUUCGUCGGCCCCUUCCCCUACGUCUGCCUCGAGAUGCCCACGCUCAAGUACCUCGACAUCCGCUUCAACGAGUUCGAGGGCGAGCUGCCGCCCGCGCUCUUCGACAAGCCCUACGACGCCAUCUUCGUCAACAGCAACCGCUUCGUCGGCCCCAUCCCGGAGACCAUCGGCAACUCCACCGCCUCCGUCGUCGUCUUCGCAAACAACAAGUUCGUCGGAUGCAUCCCCAAGAGCAUCGGCCGCAUGGCCAAGACGCUCGACGAGAUCAUCUUCCUCAACAACACCCUCGAGGGCUGCAUGCCGCUCGAGAUCGGCAUGCUCACCAACACCACCGUCGUCGACGUCAGCGGCAACAGCCUCGUCGGCUCGCUGCCCAAGGAGAUCUCCGGCUGCAGCAAGCUGGAGCAGCUCGACGUGUCCAGGAACGUUCUCACCGGCAUCGUGCACGAGGCCAUCUGCGAGCUCCCCAUGCUCGUCAACUUCAGCUACGCAUCCAACUUCUUCGAGUCUGAGUCCGCGCCCUGCAUGCCCUCCGACAAAUCCGAGGUCAACCUCGACGACGCCAACAACUGCCUCGGCGCGCUCCGCCCCGCGCAGAAGACCACGCUCCAGUGCGCGCCCGUGCUCGCGCGCCCCGUCGACUGCAACAAGCACGUGUGUGCCGGGCCGCACCCGACGACGAUGCCCUCGCCGGACAGGAAGCAGGCAUCACCGCCGGCGCUGUCCCCGAUAAUUGGGCCAGCAAUGGAGAUCCCGACGCCAGCACCAGCACCCGCACCCGCACCCGAGCCGGCUGUUUUGGGCCCGAUUGUUGGGCCACUUCCACCCAAGGAUGAGUAUGCUGGUGCUCCACCACCUCCCAGUUCUGGCUGGCUCCCGUUGACCCCUGAGCGCAAGAAGGCACCUCCGCCGGAAGAAUACGCGCCUCCGGAAGAAUACACGCCUCCGGUGAAGGCGCUUCCACCACAGGGACCAGUUAAGGUGGUUUCGCCACCCGCACCAGAGAAGGUUCUUCCACCACCGACACCCGUGAAGGUGCUUCCGCCACCCGCACCAGAGAAGGUGCUUCCACCACCGGCGCCCGUGAAGGUGCUUCCGCCGCCCGCACCAGAGAAGGUGCUUCCACCACCGGCGCCCGUGAAGGUGCUUCCGCCACCCGCACCAGAGAAGGUGCUUCCACCACCGACGCCCGUGAAGGUGCUUCCGCCACCCGCACCAGAGAAGGUGCUUCCACCACCGACGCCCGUGAAGGUGCUUCCGCCACCCGCACCGGUGCACUCUCCUCCACCCCCUGUGAAAUCUCCUCCCCCGCCGGCUCCAGUGAGCUCUCCACCCCCUCCGGUGAAGUCUCCACCCCCACCAGCACCGGUCUACUCUCCACCACCACCGGUGAAGUCUCCUCCCCCACCCGCACCGGUGAGCUCUCCACCACCUCCAGUCAAGUCUCCUCCCCCACCCGCGCCAGUCCACUCUCCACCACCCCCGGUGAAAUCUCCUCCCCCGCCUGCUCCAGUGAGCUCUCCACCACCUCCUGUGAAAUCUCCUCCCCCACCUGCACCGAAGAAGUCUCCGCCAACGGAAACACCGGUGAUCCCACCAAAAGAAAAGUCAAUGCCACCACCAACUCCGGCGAAGUCGUCUCCUCCUCCGGCCGAGAAGUAUGAACCACCAGAACCUGUUGAAUCAUCACCACCACCGGUGAAGUCAUAUCCGCCAAAAGAACCUACGCCUGAGAAGUCAUUACCACCUCCGGUGAAGUCCCCAUCACCGCCAAAACCAGUCAGCUCACCGCCACCGGUACCAGUGAAGCCCCCACCGGCUCCAGUGAGCUCACCACCACCGGCGCCAGUUAAGGUACUUCCACCACCCGCACCUGAGAAGGUGCUUCCACCACCAGUGCCGGCGAAGGCUCCACCGGCUCCAGUGGGCUCACCACCACCAGCACCGGUUAAGGUACUUCCACCACCCGCAUCAGAGAAGGUGCUUCCACCACCGGUGCCGGUGAAGCCUACCCCGGCUCCAGUGAGCUCACCACCACCAGCACCAGUUAAGGUACUUCCACCACCCGCACCAGAGAAGGUGCUUCCACCACCGGUACCGGUGAAGCCUCCACCGGCUCCAGUAAGCUCACCACCACCAACACCGGUUAAGGUACUUCCACCACCCGCACCAGAGAAGGCGCUUCCACCACCGGUUUCCGUGAAGCCUCCACCGGCUCUAGUGAGCUCACCACCACCAACGCCAGUUAAGGUACUUCCACCACCCGCACAAGAGAAGGUGCUUCCACCACCAGCACCGGUGAAGCCUCCACCAGUUCCAGUGAGCUCACCCCCUCCCCCUGUGAAAUCUCCACCACCACCCGCUCCAGUUAGCUCGCCACCACCUCCAGUCAAGUCUCCUCCUCCACCCGCACCGGUGAGCUCACCACCACCUCCGGUGAAAUCGCCACCACCCCCCGCCCCAGUUAGCUCGCCGCCACCUCCAGUCAAGUCUCCUCCACCACCGGCACCUGUCAGCUCACCGCCACCGGCACCAGUGUUAUUGCCUCCUCCAGCAAAAUCCACCCCAGCACCGGUGAAAGAAGAGCCACAGUCACCUCCGGCGGAAUCACUUACACCCCCGAAGUUCGACGAGUUCAUCAUGCCGCCGGUCGUGUCGGCAAAAUACGCGUCACCACCACCACCCCAGUUCCAAGGAUAUUAAGCAUGGCAUCAUCGAAACAUCGACGAGGAGCGACCAAUUAUGGUUUAACAAAACAUCGCGUGCACAUGCACACAUGUACCUCAUUUAUAUGGAACGUGCAUGCAUGCAUGCAUGCGUCCUGACUUAUUAUUAAUUAUGUGUAUGUCUGUGCGUACGUGCGACGGUGAAGUGUAUGAAGUGUAUGAUGCCUUUUUUUUUUGGAGUGGGCAAUUUUAUUAAAGCAUCAAGCAACUUUUUUUU
Molecule: messenger RNA, 3577 nt
Organism: Triticum aestivum (bread wheat)
Lineage: Eukaryota; Viridiplantae; Streptophyta; Magnoliopsida; Poales; Poaceae
Product: pollen-specific leucine-rich repeat extensin-like protein 3
Exons: 1
Coding region: 53-3337 (1094 amino acids)
Molecular function (GO): protein binding
Source: RefSeq, a predicted model, not a curated record